GGGUUUCACUCAUCACACACUUUCAAAUCUAAAUUCCUCUGGGGCUGCCAGCUCAAGCCUCUGAAGGAAGAGAUUUACACCAUUAUGCYGAAAGCAGAAUCAAGCCCUGGAUUUACUACUCUCUAGCUCAGAGCAGAAAUGCUAAAGUACCACUCCAWCCCUCCUCCUCUUCCUGGACGAAUCUCUACCCUGUGCUUUAUGAAAAAUGCCUUUCCUAGCUCCACAUAACAAUAAUAAUAAUUCUUUUCGGGACUGAGCCGUGACGCCUCCCCCAGCCCGGCGUGCUGCAGUGGGCUCCGAGCGGUGCCGGGGCCGGUGGCAGMGGGUGGCAGCUGUCCCUGCCUCCUCCUGCCCAUCCUACGGGAGCAGGGGACGGCGAGCCUGGCAGCCUGCAGGUGUCUCCCAGCGGAGGAGGCUGCGGAGCCCCUCGGGAGGAUGAUGUGUGGUAGCCGAGCAGAUGUUCACUCGCUCCUGGCGCUCCUCGGAAGGCAGAGCCGCCCCGCUCCGCUCAGCGCGCUGAAGCUCCGCGGCUGCGAGAGAGCGGCCCCGCUGCCGCGCCGGCAGCUGCUCCUUUAACGGACACGGGCAGGAUUGMGAGCGGAGGGGAAGAAUGGGAGUCUGCCCGCAGCGCUUCCUCGGCCGCCUCAGCAGCAGAUUGGAAGAAGCUGAGAGUUUUGAUGCCUGGACAACYGGAUUCUGAAUCGUGAGAGGCUUUGAAACCCCCCCUCCUCCCAAAUAAAACAAACCCCUUUGACUUCUUCUCUCAGCAGGAGGGGGAGGGAGGGCGGAUUUACCAUGAAGACAAAUCGAAGAUGCAGAGCCCUGCUAGCAGUGAGUCUGAAUCUGAUGGCUCUCCUCUUCUCUACAACAGCUUUUAUCACGACCCACUGGUGUGAGGGCACACAGAGGGUCCCCAAGCCGAGCUGUGGGAAAGAGAAGAAGACAAACUGCCUCAACUACGGCGGGAAUGAGACUGCAAAUGAGACGAACCAGAAUGUGGUUCAUUACAGCUGGGAGACGGGAGAUGACCGCUUCCUUUUCAGGUAUUUCCACACUGGGAUCUGGUACUCCUGUGAGGAAAAUAUCAAUGCUGCUGGUGAAAAAUGCCGAAGUUUUAUUGACCUUGCCCCGGCUUCUGAAAAAGGUGUGCUGUGGCUCUCAGUGGUGUCCGAGGUGUUGUACAUCAUGCUGUUGGUCGUCGGGUUCAGCCUCAUGUGCCUCGAGCUCUUUCAUUCAAGCAGUGUCAUAGAUGGGCUCAAGUUAAAUGCCUUUGCUGCUGUCUUCACUGUGCUUUCAGGUCUCUUGGGGAUGGUGGCACACAUGAUGUACACUCAAGUUUUCCAAGUGACAGUCAGCCUUGGGCCAGAGGACUGGCGACCACAUUCCUGGGACUACGGAUGGUCCUUCUGUCUGGCGUGGGGCUCCUUCACCUGCUGCAUGGCUGCCUCCGUCACCACCCUCAACUCCUACACCAAGACUGUCAUYGAGUUCAGGCACAAGCGCAAAGUCUUCGAGCAGGGCUUCCGAGAAGAGCAGAACUUCCUGGACCAGGAGGCCAUCAAAUACUUCAGAGAAAGGGCUUCACAACACCCAGCUCUAAGUGUCACUAGCCCRCAGAGGAACAGGAGUGACCCCAAUGCUCAGAAAACUCCCCCAUUCGCUACGUCAAGCUCUUCCAGCGACACAUCAAGCAGCUCUUCACUUUCAUCAGAACCAACCAGCCCAAUCUCCAUGGUUCAGGAUCAAACCCUGCUGGACAUCACCUCCAUCACUAGAUUGGCCCCAGGGGAAUCACCAAACCCUCAACCACUCGAGCAAAGAGAUACAAAUUCAGCAAUAUCGUGUUCCAGCCCACUGGGAGCAAGGACUUUUCCAGCAUCGUGCCCAGCCAGCCCCAGGCUCAGUCUAACACCCAGCUCAGCCAAGCCACAGCAAUACUCUGACUCCUCUGCAGUCAGCCCAGGGAUCAGCGCAGCUUCCUCCUCCACCUUCUGUCCUCACACAGCACAAAACCUGCCAGCUUCAGCUUCAGAUCACACACUGACCCCAACCAGCACAAGCACAAGGCCUCCAGAGACAGCCACUCCCGAAGAGAGUUCCCAGGCUCCUGGCUAUUCUAAAACUGAGUUAAAGAAUACAGGAAAGGGGUUUGAAUCGGAUCUGGAAGAUCCUGAUCACGAAAGGAGAUUCGUGACCGCGAGGGAAUUCCAGGCCAUGGAGAGAGAGCUAGAGGACGUCAAGGAAGACCUGAAAUGCCUCAAGUGGAAGGUGAGGCACAUCGGCGAGACGGUGCAGCCCCUGGCCGAGGACAGCAAGAGGUACAACGGCUACACGCUGACGGAGCUCAAGGCCAUGGUGCAGUUCGAGGAUGACCCUUACAAGGCUGCCCACAAGAUCCUCACCGCCCUCUUCAGCGAUGUCUACUGGCCGCAGCGCCCGGCCGCCGAGCAGCCCUGCAACUCCCGCUCGCUGCCCAAGCCCAAGAUAGACCCGGAGCUGUACAUGGUCUAYUGUGACAUCCUGAAGAGCAUCUUCCCCGGGAUCAGCAGCCAGGCCUUGCGGGAAGAGCCGCAGCAGGUGCAGARGGGCAGGCAGGAGGCGGCGCAGUGACGGCAGAGCCCGCGGGGCUGUGCCCAGGGCAGAUCUGCGGUGGCUGUGGGGUCCCGGCGUUGAGCCCGUCCCUGUCUGAGGGAUGGAUUGUCUGGGAAGGUGUUGGUGAGCUCUGAGCCCUCAUGCCACUGUCCCAGCGACACAGGGUGGGAAGGAAGGCACCCUGCACUCUUCCCACAUUUUAGAAAACAAUUGCUCCUUUAGUGUCUCUUUCGAUCUAUGGACGUUUCCUUGUUUCCAGCAACUACAAAYGCUGACAAAAGAACCCCAAGAAGGCGCUCUACGUCCAAUCAAGGGCCUUCUCCCAGCCCCAAACAGACCAACCGACCAGCAUCUGGGUAGUUUCUAUUUUCUAGAGUGUAUCAUUCAU
This is a messenger RNA of Malurus melanocephalus (red-backed fairy wren), 2980 nucleotides long. RefSeq names its product GSG1 like (gene GSG1L). The record is from RefSeq and is a predicted model, not a curated record. The transcript is spliced from 7 exons. Bases 796 to 2610 code for a protein of 604 amino acids. NCBI's taxonomy places the organism in Eukaryota, Metazoa, Chordata, Aves, Passeriformes, Maluridae. Gene Ontology annotation, cellular component: plasma membrane.